Messenger RNA from Pocillopora damicornis (cauliflower coral), 2153 nucleotides. RefSeq names its product G protein-coupled receptor GRL101. NCBI's taxonomy places the organism in Eukaryota, Metazoa, Cnidaria, Anthozoa, Scleractinia, Pocilloporidae. Gene Ontology annotation, biological process: adenylate cyclase-activating G protein-coupled receptor signaling pathway; hormone-mediated signaling pathway; activation of adenylate cyclase activity. Gene Ontology annotation, molecular function: G protein-coupled peptide receptor activity. The record is from RefSeq and is a predicted model, not a curated record. Gene Ontology annotation, cellular component: plasma membrane.
AAUUGAAGAGAAAGCGUUUGCGUCUCUCUCACAGCUAAGAUACUUACAUCUGCACAACAACGGAUUGAAAAGACUCACCAAGGGCAUGUUUACUGGCUUGGUAUCACUCACAGCACUUCGUCUUCACGAAAACAGCAUUCUUGAAAGUGAAAUUGCGACGGACAUCUUCGAAGGCCUGCUUAACCUGAGGAUCUUAUCACUGGACAGCUUCAUUGUCUGCUGUUACGCUAAGAAAGCUGCAAAGGACUUGAUAUGUGAUUCUCCCAAAAACGAGUUCUCCAGUUGCGAGGAUAUGAUGAAGAACCCAAUCAUUAGAGUCUGCCUUUGGCUUCUUGGCAUUGUAGCGUUAGUCGGCAAUCUGUCAGUGAUUUUCUGGCGGCUCGUUUAUGGCGAAGAUAGCAAAGUUCAGUCCUUUCUUUUAAAAAAUUUGGCAGUCGCCGACUUCAUUAUGGGUGUGUAUCUCAUUAUCAUAGCCGUACAGGACACUCGCUGGCAGGGAGAGUACUUCGAGCAUGACGUGCGGUGGAGAGGUGGCACAUUAUGUCAAGUGACGGGUGCCUUGUCCAUGCUCUCUAGUGAGGUUUCGGUUAUGCUUCUUACCGUCAUUACCGCCGACAGACUUAUCUGCAUCGUGUUCCAUUUUCGAGUACAGCCUUUGAGCCUUAAGACUUAUUAUUUGAUUUGCUUAUUGGUCUGGUUACUUGGCUUCGUCAUAUCAUUUUUACCAAUGUCGGGUCUGAGUUAUUUCAAUCCUGAGGGGAACGGGAAUGGCUUCUACGGAAGAUCAACAGUGUGCCUGGCUCUUCAGUUGUCCAAUGACAGGCCGCCUGGCUGGGAGUAUUCUGUCAGCAUAUUCAUCGGCUUCAAUUUAGCAGCAUUUUUGUUCAUUUCGUUGUCUUAUGUGGCCAUUUUUUUGUCUGCUGUGAAAUCAUCGAGCGCGAUAAGAUCAACGAAUGUCAAACGGGAAUCAACCCUCGCCAAACGAGUCGCCUUUAUCAUUUUGACAGACUUCUGUUGCUGGAUGCCUGUGAUAAUUGUUGGUAUCUUAUCCUUGACCGGAAGUUUCAAUGAUCCCGAGAAGCAGGUAUAUGUGUGGAUGGCGGUAUUUGUACUUCCGUUUAAUUCUUCUGUGAAUCCUAUACUGUAUACACUUGCCACUCCUCAGAUGCAGGAUUGGUUCUGUAAAGAUUCUAAAAGUAAAGUGAAUGGAAAUAGAGGAGUUCGCUCUGUGGAUAAAUCAGCGACCCCGGCCAGCAAUCUCAAAACUGAAAAAACUGAGUUCAGUUUUCCUUCGUUGAAAUCCGUCACAGAACUGGAUCAUAUUGGAAACAUUAAUGAGGGUUUUCCGGACGAUGAUUUACAGCCAAAAAGCAGCAAUGAAUUGGUUUCAAUAAAAAGUGGCUCUUUAUGUGAAGACAUGGUUUCCACUUUCGAAACUCACCUCUGAGGCGAUAUCUUGGAUCGUGAAAAACAGUGGUGCUAGAUUUGUUGGUUUACAAGGCUGAAACAUACAUAAUAUUAAGAACUGGCGACAUAGCUAUCUUAUUUUUUUAUUUCCUCUAAGUGUUUUCAAUUAAGUUACGUUAUGUUCAAUAGCUGGCAGAUCAGACCUCUUGCACUUCUGAAUGGUACAUGGAAAAAAUUUCCCUUGGCAACUUUUGAGCAUCUUUACUUUUUGCUGAAGGCCUUUGUGGAUAUCAAUUGGAAAUAGGUACAUAUCAAGAGCUAUCAGUUCUCCUCUAAAGUGGAAAUUCCUCUCAAACAGUACAACUGAUUUUCAUUACGAAUCUCAUUUUAAAAAAAAUUUAGGGGUAAAAAUUUUCGAUCUCGUAGCUGGAGUCUUUCAAAGAGAAGUUAGCUGUGAAUUUAUUCUGUACCGUAAUCGUUGGGGUACUAACUACUUUCGGAGUAACUGGUGGCAUUUCAUAAAGUGCUUUAAUACUUUCCCAUGAUCAGUUCUGCCAGAUCGAUCUAGCUAGUCCAAGAGGUUCAAAUCCCUAGAUGAAAAUGAACGUCAGGCAUCUUUUAAAAUUGCCAAUAAGUAAUUUUAUCUCUUAGUGGUAAAAAGCCGAUGGUUUUCUCGAAGGGUCAGCACAAGGUAUCAAAAAGGUGACUAUUAUAUCCCUGAUGAUACUGUAUCAUCUCAGAAAAAA